Molecule: messenger RNA, 1206 nt
Organism: Acanthoscelides obtectus
Lineage: Eukaryota; Metazoa; Arthropoda; Insecta; Coleoptera; Chrysomelidae
Source: the annotation of a GenBank genome assembly
AUGCUAACGUUGAUAAUGAUACUGCAUCUGAUAAUGCAUCGGUGCAUUCUGCAUACUGCUGGGUCUGUUGCUGAUUCAGAUGCUAAUAAAGAGUGUGUUGCUUAUGAUGAAGGCUGUAAUGAAAUUAGCAUACGGAAACAACAUAACAAAGAGCUUAAUACCUACAGUAAUGAAUUAAGAGAAAUUAACUUUUUCUUACGAAGAAUGGUCCCAGAUGGAACAUGUACUGAGCCUACGCUUUCCUACCCUGAUAUCACUUCAGCGGUUGAGGAAGUCGAUGAUGAAAAUGGAAGGACCGGCAACUGUUGCAGUCACUCAAAUAUUGUCAAGGACGAUGAGAGCUUUUUGCAUUUUGAAAACAGAUAUGGCAGUGUGGCGCUGGAAAUAGACAAAGAACCUAUCGCUCCCAUUUCAUCAAAGUCGAGGAAGUGGUUGUGUCCCUGUGCUCCUGCGAUAGAAAUAAAAGUUAAUAAGGGUGGCGACGGACAACGGAGAGAGAGAGCAGUUAAAGCAAGAAAUGCCCUGGACAAGGAUGGAAGAUAUGCGGAGAAAGAACAGCUCAGUCGUUUUGGCCCUUCCGAACGAUGGAGCCGCAUAAAACGCCAUCAGCACGUAGACGCACAGAAUCACCCAACUAGCGAUGGAACUAGCUCGGAUGAAAACGAAAUGGAGACCAUGGUUAUCGACCGAGGGCCCUACUUCGAUAAGAGUGCAUCGAAAAACGUGACUGCCCUGGUAGGGAAGACCACGUAUCUCAAUUGUAGAAUAAGGAACCUCGGCAACAGAACGUCCUUCAAAAUGGGCGCCGACACCUACGUCGGCAUACCGCUGCCCCUUCAUGUCCGAACAGAAAAUAGUCACACGGUGCCAUAUCAGGAGUGGUUGAAGGCAGCCACAAUAGUAAAACCUUCAUACCAGCGCACGGCGACAGCUACAGAGGUCAAAGUUGAUGCUCGGCCUCCAUAUUUUUUCCUUUUCUGCCUGAGCUGUUGGUGUUUUACGGUACUCAAUUUGGCAUUAUCUAAUCAUGUUCUAAUUUCCAACUUUGCUCCACGAACAGCCAAAAGCAUAUGGGAAAAAGAUCGAUUUGAUAGAUUAGGGCUAACACGAUACGACAUUGCACCUCAGCCACCACAAAGCAAAGCGCGGAGAGAUAAGUGUAAAACCUCCAAAGUAAUGAGCAAUGUUAACGAUGCUUGCCACUAA